Molecule: messenger RNA, 842 nt
Organism: Aricia agestis (brown argus)
Lineage: Eukaryota; Metazoa; Arthropoda; Insecta; Lepidoptera; Lycaenidae
Product: insecticyanin-A-like
Exons: 4
Coding region: 170-805 (211 amino acids)
Source: RefSeq, a predicted model, not a curated record
AGCACUUAAGUGGAAAAACUUUGAUUUAUACAUCAGUAGUUUCUUUAUUUGAGACGACCUUAAAAGAACAAUUACCAACUUCUUCACGGAAUUGAACUAGGAGUUAAUUAGAAAAAAUCUUAUUUAAGAUCUGUUCCAUCUUGCGAAGGUUUAGUCGAGUAAUGCCAUAAUGUUGGAGAUUGUUGUCAUUCUGUUCCUUCUAGAAUAUCAAGUGGAAGGUGUAGUACAAAAUGCCAGCUGUCCAGAAAUUGCACCUAUGGAGAUUGAUUUGAAAGAACUAGACGGAAAAUGGUAUUUAGCAGCCGUCGCGUCUGAUAUGAACAUCGAUGGAGACUGUGCCAUGAUCAUGUUCAGCCACAAGACCAACAACACCACCGAUAUCUCCAUCCACUGGAUAGCCAACAACACCUCCAGCUUCUACAACGGGUCGGUCUCCCUCGCUGUCGAUGCUAAGAGCAACAACGACGUUCUUCUUGUUACUUAUACAGAUCAAAAAACAGAAACAUAUUCCAUAUUGGGUAUAAACUAUGAGCACUAUGCUGUUAUAUUUGCGUGCUAUGACGAUCCAGUUGGAAACAGCAGUACAUAUGAGCUUUGGAAGUUGACAAGAUCACCACAUCUGAAGAAGAGUGAUGCAGUCAAAUUGGACCAAGCUCUUAUCACUUACAAUCUACAGAACACGAGUUUCAUGUUCUUCAACAACACUGAAGAUUCUUGCGUCAUCAGUAAGGCUUACUCGCCCAAUUCUGCGUCCCUACUCAUAAGUUCAGCUGCUGCUAUGGCAUUAUUCAGAAGGUUGUAUUAAAAAUUAGAAGUUAAGGUAGUUUUAAUUAACCUAAUGA